Molecule: messenger RNA, 912 nt
Organism: Closterium sp. Naga37s-1
Lineage: Eukaryota; Viridiplantae; Streptophyta; Zygnematophyceae; Desmidiales; Closteriaceae
Source: the annotation of a GenBank genome assembly
AUGCAUAGUUUAGGCCUCCAACAGUGCUCAUAUCUUCUCCCCCCAGAGCAUUGCAGAUCCCGAGGCAGGGGACCAGAUGCUGACAUGACAGGGGGGCACCAACAUCUGCUAGUGCUGACACUCCUCUCCUCCGCCCCUCUCCGCCCCUCUCCGUCCCUCUCUGCCCCUCUCUGUCCCCCUUUGCUCCCCUCUGCCCCCAUCUGCCCCUCUACCCCCCCCUCUCCAUGGCAGGUGUUUGCAGACCCUGAGGCAGCGGAUCAGGUGCUGACGAGUGGCGCCAACAUCCAUGUGCUGGGACUCAACGUCACCACACAGGUCACACUGACAGCAUUCUUAAUGCCCCUUCCCCAUCUCCAUGCCUCCCUCACACCCCUUCUGCCUGUCCCUUAUGACCUCCUCUUCUGCUCCUUCAUCCGAAACACACCUCCCUUCCUUCUCACCCCUUCUGCUUGCCCCUUUUGCUCUCUUCUUCUGCUCCUUCAUCCGAACCGCCCCUCCCUCCCCUCUCACCCCUUCUGCCCGCCAGGCACACACCUUGCCUCCCUGUGCACGCAAGACACGGCAGCCCCUCCAGCAGCAGGCGAGAGCGAGCAUGGCACUGCGUCCUCAGCAGCAGCGGCCUCUGUGGAGGCAGAUAAGAGCGAGAGCGAGAGCCAGUACGGAGCCUCGUCCUCACCAGCAGCGUCUCUGGUGGCAUGCCUGGUGAAUGCAUAUCGGGCCCACCAGCAGCAGUCCGACCACAUGGAUGGUGUGUGGGUUGUGGUGGGUUGUGGAAUCUUCCUGCACGACGCGUGUGCAGUGGCAGCAAUCAUAGCGCCCUCACUCUUCUCCUUCAAGCGUGGUAGUGUGCGUGUGGAGUGCACCGGGGUGGGGAGAGGAUGCACUCUCAUGGACUACUCGCUCAAGAAGUGA